AGUGACUUUCCCUCCUACUUACGUGCCCCUCUAGGAAGCGGGACUCGUUUGCUGUAACUCUGAGUCUCGCCGUCAAGCCCAAACAGGCCCAGCAUAACAACGUUAGAGGAGCCCUGGCGGACCAGGGAAGAGAAGAGGCUGUUCUGAGAGUUUCCACACUUAGCAGUCCUGAUCGCUGUUGGCUUUUUUUGUGUUAAUUCUGGCUAUUUCACAGCUCCUUCUGCAACUCCUUGACAGUGUACACUCACACACACACACAAGCACACACACACACACAGAGUGCUCGCCCCAUGAGAUCAGGCCCCAGUACUUGAACAUCUAUAACUGCCCUCUAUAGAUUCAGGGCGCUGAUCUAGCCUAGCCUAAGACUUACAGCUCUCUCAAGGCCUAGGAGAGGUUGAACUGGAGCCUUCAAUUGCAAGAACUGCUCCUAUAAGCGUGGAGGGUGGUGAAGGAAAUGACAACAGAGCAGUACGUAAUGGCAGCCUCGGGUCCCCAGGAAGCCAUGCCAACUGAGCGGGAAGAACAGGCCACAAUUAAAACAGAGGAGACAGACUUCCCAGACUUAGAAUCUGGGACGAGAGCGAAAGGACCAGAAAGGGCUCCUCACGUCCUCCAGGCUGGGAGUAUUCGGGAAUUCCUGCACAGGGCGUCGGGGAAGCAGUUUACUCAGAUUCCGGGCGAGGGUCUCCUUCAGCAGUGGGAGAGCCAGUGGCAGGAAUUCCUGGAGACCCUAGAGUCCCAGAGCUCGGGGUGGGGAAGCCCCCCAUUACCACCGGAGUGCACCCCGUGGGACGACGCCAAAGCCUUCCUGGCCUCCUUUGAGCAAGUGGCGGAAGCCUGCCGGUGGCCCCGAGAGGAGUGGGUGGCCAGGCUCCUGCCCUCCUUUAGCAAGGAAGUGGAGCAGGCCUUCAACAGCCUGGAGGCCGGGGACAGGGAGGAUUACGGGAAGGUGAAGGCAGCCAUUUUGCAAGGGGACGCCCACAGCCGGGAGAGGAAGCGCCAGCAGUUCCGGCGGUUCAGCUACCAGCAGGCCAAGGGGCCCAGAGGGGUUUACAGCCGGUUGCAAGAGCUUUGUAGCCAGUGGCUGAAGGUGGAGAGGCAUUCCAAAGAGCAGAUCCUAGAACAGCUGAUCCUGGAGCAGUUCCUGACUGUCCUGCCGCCGGAGAUGCAGAGCUGGGUGAGGGACCACGGCCCGGAGACCUGUGCUCAGGCGGUGGCCCUGGCUGAAGAUUUCCUGCUGAAGCAACUGGAGGCUGAGGGACAGGAGCAGCAGGGGCCCACUGAGGCAAACGUGAAUCUCCCCAAGGAAGAGGCUCUGGAGCGGGGAGUGGUGUGUGGAGAGCCCAGCUGGGAGAUCAGUGAUGGUAAUGAUGCCAUGGUCCUGUUGGGAGAGCCAGUGGUAGGCAAUCCAGUACCUGAGGACAAAAAGACCCACCAUCCACCAGAACGUUCCUUACGGGUAGAACCAAAGAGGUCAUUGCUGCAGAGAACAGAACAAGAAUCCUCCCAGCAUGACAAGCAGAGAGAAGCAUCCGCAAGUUCUAAUGGGCCAACAAGAAGGACGAUAAGCCCAAAGAAAAAAGUUGUCAGGAAGCUGAAUAAAAGCCAGCCAGGGACCCCAAAGGCCAAGAGAGAGGCCACGUCCCCAAAUGGGAAGAGCUUCCAUCUGAAACCAACCCAGAGCGUCCAACCUGCACCAAGACCCUAUAAGUGCUCCGACUGUGGGAAGAGCUUCUGUCAGCGCUCCUACCUGUACCACCACUUCCGGAUUCACACCGGGGAGAGACCCCACAAAUGCUCCUACUGCGAGAAGGCUUUCCGGGAACAGUCCCACGUGAUAAAGCAUGAGCGUCUGCACACGGGGGAGAAGCCAUACAAGUGCAAGGACUGCGACAAGAGUUUCCGCCAGUCUUGCAACCUCCAGAAGCACCUGAAGAUGCAUGUGGGGGCCCCCAUCUACAAGUGCGCAGAUUGUGGCAAGAGCUUCAGCCAGCGCUCCAAGUUCUACCAGCACCGCAAGGUCCAUGCGAGGGGGAAAAGCUACUCAUGCACGCGCUGCGGGGAGAGCUUCACCCAGGUCUCCCUCCUCUACGAGCACCGGCGGUGCCAUUCAGCAGAGCAGGCCUACAAGUGCCCCAGCUGUGGGAAGAGCUUUGACCACCGGUCGAGCUUUCUGAAGCACAAGGUGACCCACACGGGGGAGAAGCCCCACAAGUGCUCGAUCUGCGGGAAAAGCUUCAGCCAGUCCUCCAACCUUCGUAAGCACCAGAAAAUCCACACAGGGGAGAAACCUUACAAAUGCCUGACCUGCGGGAAGUCAUUCACGCAAAGCUCGCACCUGAGCUUCCAUAAGAACACACACAGAGGGUUCAAAUCGUACAAAUGCUUAGAUUGCGGGGACAGCUUCACUGACCGGUCGCACCUUAUGAAACACAAAUUGACCCACGCCAGUACAAAAGCCUCCACUUCGGCCUGAAAUCCCACUGAAUUUUAUAAGCUGAAGAAAUUGAUGUGUGUUUUUUUUUUAAAAAAAGCUUAGGAGUUGCAUCCAGUGUUGCACUAAGUAAUUUGUUCUGUCAUCGCAAGGAUUUAAGCUUAUGCAAUGGCAGUUUCCUUUCCUUUCCCCACAUACUCCCAUGCCCACCCCAAAUCUGCUCUAGAGGAUUGGGAGAAAACCCAGAACAAAUUUGGGGUGGGAAGAGGGAGAGGAGUUUCCCCGAGCAAGCAUAAAUCCAUACAGUGACGGAAGCAGUUAGCUGGGCACCACCUUUCAUGGUGGAAUGUUAGAUAUUUUCCUCCCUGCCAUUAACUUGUUAGGAAGCUUUGGGAAGCCUCUCUCCCUCUCUCUCCCCGCCCCUUUCUCCCUUGCUCAGCUCCGCUCACCUGCCAUAUAUGGAGAAAAUGAUAUUGACCUACCUUGCAGGCUGGUUGUAAGGAUUAUAGUGCCACAAAAUGCCUGCGAAGUGCCUUUGGUGAGGGAUUCUGGCAUAAAGUCUGAAGCUGCUCAGAGGUUCAGAGGAUGAAAGUGCGUGUGGAAGGGGGAAGCUGUGGAGGGGAAGUGGACUGAGAAACAUUAUUUUGAAAAGGCUUUCAGUAGUUAUGAUUAGAUGACUUAGCAAUGAUAUUGUUUUUUAGAUGAACAUGAUGAAAUGGUUGUUUGGCUGGUAAAAUUGGGUUUUUUAGGUGAAUUAGCAAUGAAAUUGUGGUUUUAGAAGAAUUAGGCAUGAAAUUGUUCUUCCAAGGAAAGUAAAAAGCUUUUGUGACACCUUUCAAGGUUAACAAGUUUAUGAUAGCAGAUGCUUUCAUGGACUCGAGUCCACUUCAUCAGAUGCAUGAAGUAUUAUCCAAAGAUGGCAAAUGUGUGUCCAUACACACACACACACGUAUGUAGAAAAAAACAAAUGUAUCCACAGAGAUGAGAAGGAAAUCUAUGGCUAAAAAUACAAACUCUGUCAAUAUGAAACUAAAAUGAACAUAAAAUUAGUUCAACGGCUGGUGUAGCUGAGCUAAUUGAGGCCUGCAGUUGUGUAAAAAUAAGAAGAGCCUGCCGGGUAAGGUCAGUGGCCCAUCGAGUUCAACAUCCUGUUCUCACAGUGACCAACCAGAUGCCUACAGGAAGCUCACCAGCAGGACCUGAGCAGAAGAGCACUCUCUUCCCCCCCCCGGUUUCCUGCAACUGGUAUUCGGAAGCAUGCUGCCUCUGACUAUGAAGGCAGAACAUAGCCAUCAUGGCUGGUAGCCCUUGAUAGCCCAUGAAUUUGUCGAAUCCUCUUAAAGCCAUCCAAGUUGGUGGCCAUCGCUGCCUUUUGUGGGAGUGAAUUCCAUGGUUUAACUCUGCAUUGUGUGAAGCAGUGCUUUCUAUCUGUCUUGAAUCUUCCAACAUUCAGCUUCAUUGGAUGUCUACAAGUUCUAGCGUGAUGAGAGAAGGAGAAAAAACUUUAUCUACAUUUGCCCUGCCAUGCGUAAUUUUGUACACUUCUAUCGUGUCGCCUCUUAUUCGCCUUUUCUCUAAACCAAAAAAGCCCCCAAUACUGCCACCCUUCCUCAUAGGGGGAGUCGCUCCAUCCCUUUGAUCAUUUUGAUUGCCCUUUUCUGAAACUUUCCCAACUCUUUAUCUUGAUUUAGGCCACCAGUGACAGAAUGGAACUUCUCAGUACUGGAAGUUGUCGUUCUGCAGCUUCCAACUGCAGCCUGUUCCAGCAUAGCUGCUUGUAAAGUCGGUGACAGUGCAUCCUGGGAGGGUGACACUUCCGCCAGGUGGAAGUUUUAUUCCUACUUUCUGCUUUCUGCUUCUUAACCAAUUUCUUAUCCACAAGAGGACCUCUCCUCUUAUUCCAUGACUGCUAAGCUUCCUCAGAAGCCUUUGGUGAGGUACCUUGUCAAACGCUUUUUGAAAGUCUAAGUACACUAUGUCCACUGGAUCACCUCUAUCUAUAUGCUUGUUGACACUCUCAAAGAAUUCUAAUAGGUUACUGAGACAGGACUUUCCCUUGCAGAAGCCAUGCUGGCUCUGCUUCAGCAAGGCUUGUUCUUCUAUGUGCUUAGUUAAUCUAGCUUUAAUAAUACUUUAUCAAUGGCUACUAGCCAUGAUGGCUGUGCUCUGCCACCCUAGUCAGAGGCAGCAUGCUUCUGAAAACCAGUUGCCGGAAGCCUCAGGAGGGGAGAGUGUUCUUGCACUUGGGUCCUGCUUGUGGGCUUCCCCCAGGCACCUGGUUGGCCACUGUGAGAACAGGAUGCUGGACUAGAUGGGCCACUGGCCUGAUCCAGCAGGCUCUUCUUAUGUUCUUAAAACAGCAGUUCUGAAUGUGGUAACCCUAAUUGGCUUGGGAACUUCUACGCCUAUGUGCCAGAAUGAUGGGGAUGCCUGGCGCCACAAAGUCACAGCCUCAGCAUGGAUGAAUUGUCACGGGGAGGCUGUUGUCUCUGCAUGAUAUCAAUAGCACAAGCUCCACCAACAGAGGACGCCGCCUUAUACCAAGCCAGACCAUGGGGUCCAUCGAGCUCAGUAUUGUCGACACUGACCGGCAGCAGCUCUCCCAAGGUCUCAGUCCCAACUCUACCGGGGAGAUGCUGGGGACUGAAUCUAGGAAAGCAUGCACUGUGCCUCCACCCUCCCAGCUAUGGCCCUUUAAACGACUCUUGAUGGGUAGGGGGAUUUUCCUCCCCAGGAUUUAAUCUUCUUGUCCCCCUCUCAAACGGCAGCAACAUUAACUAAUUUAAUUCAAUCCAUUGAUCAAAUCCAUUUUUAAAUCCUUGUGAUCAACUAAAGCAGUAAUGGAGAAAUAUGUGGCCCUCCCGAUGCUGUUGAUACAACUCCCAUCACCCCCAACCUUUAGCCAGUGUUCCUCAAAACGUUGGAUGCCUCUAACUCCCAUCAGUGCCAGCCAGCCCUACAAAUUGUCAGGGAUGGUGGAAGUUGGGAAUCCAGCAACAUCUGGAGGGCACCAGGUUGGGGAAGGCUGAUGUAAUUUCUUGGGGCAAGGAGUUCAAUGGGCGGUGAAAUGCUUUGUCGUGCACUGCCAGUGACUGGGCCUCAGAUAAUUCCUUGCCAAUAUCACCUAGCUCCUCCCCAGCCUGGGGAUGUUGUUGCUCCACUACCCAUCAACCCCAGUGAGGGUCUCCCAACAGUGAGGGAUGAUGGGAGUUGUAGGCCACAUUCACCCCAUACAUUUAUUCCACUUGAAACCACCAUGACUUCCCUCAAAGAAUUCUGGGAAGUGUAGUUCACGAAGGGUUCUGAGAGCUGUGAGGAGACUCCUCACAGAGCUACAAUUCUCAGAGUGAUUUUAAAAGUCAGUCCCUCUUCCCAGAGAACUCUGAGAAUUGUAGCUUUAUGAGCGUCUCCUAAAGAAAUCUAAGCACCCUUCACAGACUACACUUCCCUGGAUUCUUUGGGGGAAGCCAUGACUGUUUAAAGGGGACUCAUGGUGGAAUAAAUGUAUGGUGUGAAUGUGGCCAUGGUCCGGGGGUGGCUGACCUGUGAUUCACCAGUUGUUGGAAUUCAAGAGUUGGAGUCCAACUCCCAUCAUCCCCCAGCUAGCAUGAUCAAUGCUGAGGGAUGAUGGGAGUUCUAGUCCGGAGGGUCACAAGUUUCCCCACCCCUGCCCUAGACUAAUAUCCCCAAUUUUGUUUUUAAAUGAAAGUACUUUUUAAAAAAUCUGAUGGCAAGCACCAUCUUGAAAGAGGCUUUUCUCCCCACCCCCCCAAAAAAAUAUUUCUUAUAAUCUUGUCAUAGUGGUAUGCAUUAUUCUCUCUUUGGUUGCCUGUAUUUUCAACUUUCUGUUGAAACAAAAGGUCAAAAAGAAGAGUCUGUCCCUCCUAAGACAUACCAGUAUGCUGUGUUUCUUUGACUAUAGGGCCACACCUGCACCUUACAUUUAAAUCCAUUCUUAAAUGUAAAUGUACUGCUUUCAAGUCGAUUCCAACUUAUGGUGACCCUCUGAAUAGGCUUUUCAUGGUAAGCGGUUAUACCACUUUAAACAGUCAUGGCUUCCCCCAAAGCAUCUUGGGGGCUGUAGUUUGUUUAGGUUGCUUGAAAGGAGACCCUCUGUUCCUCUCACAGAGCCACAAUUUUCAGAGUUCGGUGAGAAGAGGAAUUGAUUGUUAAACCACUCAAGGAACUGUGGCUCUGUGAGGGGAAUAGGGGCUCUCCUACCCACUCUCAGCACCAUUAACAAACUACACUUCCCAGGAUUCUUUGGGGGAAGCCAGGAUUGUUUAAGAGGGAUUGUUUUGGGUAGACUAUCAUUCCCAGGAUUCUUUGGGGGGGUUGAUAUGUACUUUAAAUAUAUGGUGUGGUAUGCAGCCAUAGUCCUCAUCCCUGAGCCUAUGCACAUGUAACAAACCUAUAUUCUUCCUAUGUUCCUUCCCCACCAUUUAAUUUUACACUGUAAGCUCCUAGGGGGCAGAGAACUGUUUUCUUGUUAUUGCUCUGUUUAAAAAACAAACAAACCGUAGAUG
This is a messenger RNA of Rhineura floridana, 6963 nucleotides long. Its product is annotated as zinc finger and SCAN domain-containing protein 12-like. The coding region runs from base 458 to 2479 and encodes 673 amino acids. Gene Ontology annotation, biological process: regulation of transcription by RNA polymerase II. The record is from RefSeq and is a predicted model, not a curated record. The transcript is spliced from 5 exons. Gene Ontology annotation, molecular function: RNA polymerase II cis-regulatory region sequence-specific DNA binding; DNA-binding transcription factor activity, RNA polymerase II-specific. NCBI's taxonomy places the organism in Eukaryota, Metazoa, Chordata, Lepidosauria, Squamata, Rhineuridae.